AUGGAUCCUAUAGUGCUUCCUAUAUCUCUUCAACCGUCAAAUCUACGACCUAUAGCAUACAGAAUAUUGACCAAGAAGUAUGGCCUUAACAUCCAGUCAGAGGCUCUAAAACGGUUGACGGAGGUGAUAGGCCAGCGGUUCGGAAAGGACUGGAGAUCGCCCAAGAGUCUGGCAUUUCUCGAGAAGAUUGGUCAGAGCUGGAAAUCUCAGGAUUUGGGCGUUUUCUUGCAAAGCGGAGACCAGUUGGACUCUGUGAUUGAUCAACUAACACAUAACGAGAAUGCCAGUGGUCGGACAGAUGCCGGAAAAGUCACCAAGAAGGCUGCUUCACUCGACGAGCUGGUGGCAACUAAAAUGGGGAAUGAUCCUGAUUCCAAAAGCUUUGAGAUCUACAAUAGUCAAGCGGACGAAGAGAUGGAGGUGCCUCCCGAAAUCGACUGGAAAGACCAUUUCAAAGUGGUUGAUGCCUUCAGAUUACCCGUUUACACGUACAAUUACACGAGGAAACAGUACGAGUUUGUUCCAAGUUUCAACCCUCUCGAAGAAAAGAAGAAUGGGAGCAUUCCUAUGACGGGGUUGCUGGCCAACGUGAAGUCAUACGCAGAUCUCUUCAUCACCAGGUACAAGAUAUCCAGCGAUCGUUUAUUGAGAAACGACAAUUUCCAGACGAGUCAUGGCGAAAAAUCGACACACAACUCGAUAACAGGAAGCACAACAAAAUCCGUUGCUCAGGUUGUUACCUCCAUAAAGAACAUGCUGGGUAGACACGGCCAGCACUUUCUGCUAUUUGGACUCUUCACCAAGAGCAGUGAUGGCUUCUGGCAAUUGCAGGACGAUACCGGAGCUAUUCAACUAGAACUGAACCAAUGUGUUUUUUCUAAGGACUGUUACUUCACACCGGGUUGUAUGCUUUUUUGCGAUGGAAUCUACUCCAAUGUGGGCAAGUUCUAUGCUUCGGUCAUGGGCCAUCCUCCACCAGAAAAGAGAAGCAUCUCCCUGGAUGCACACAAUAUUGAUUUUAUGAAAUCAGGACAUGCCACGCUACCAAGAAUCGAUUAUGAGCUACAAAAGCGACUGAAGUUGAUGGAGAGCGAGAAUUAUGAACAUAGGUUUGUGAUACUUGGAGCUGAUUGUUUCCUCAAUGACUUGAAAGUUCUUGACGGCCUCAAGAAAGUGUUUGGAAAGUUGAACUCUGAAGUUGAAAAUGAUAACUUGUAUGACUCGCUACCGUUGUGCAUUGUUUUGAAUGGGUCAUUCACGAAUCUACCAUUCACUGCAUCAGCAUAUAACUCCUCUGCAGUCUCAUCAGCAUCCACUGUGUCUUCCUCGGCGAAUUACAAAGUGGCUCUGGACUCGUUGGCCUCGAUACUAGAAAAGUAUCCAAGGCUAUGCCAGACUGCUACUUUCGUGUUCAUACCAGGCACUAACGAUCCGUGGAGCAGUAUCUCAUCCAAGGGCUCUAAUGUUAUGUGGCCACAGAGCGGCAUUCCGAAAGUUUUCGGAACGAAGCUUAACAGGCUUUUGAAGAAUUGCAUAUGGACAUCAAAUCCCACCAAGGUUUCGUACUUGGCCCACGAAAUUACACUGGUCAGAGAUGACAUUGGCGAGAAGCUGCGCAGAAACGAUAUUGCCUAUCUUGGAAAAUCGGAACAGGACUUGAUGGACGAGAGCAACGAGGACCAAUUGGAGAUCGACAAGUUGUCACAGUCACCAUUGCAUAGUCUUGCACCUGAAGUUCGUGAGGCCAGAAAGAUAGUGAAGACUGUCUUGGACCAAGCCCACCUCUCCCCAUUUGUGCAAAGCACCAGACCAAUUCUCUGGAACAUGGAUCAUGUUCUUCAGCUGCUGCCACUGCCAAAUUUGUUGAUACUGACAGAUGCUUCAUCACCAACGUUUGAUGUGACCUAUGAAGGGUGCCAUGUCAUCAACCCAGGCAAGUUUCUGCACGGCUCAAAGUGUUCGUACACUGAAUACUUUCCAUCGACGAAGAAGGCGCAUAAUAAGCACGUUUUCGUGUGA
Kuraishia capsulata CBS 1993 is the source of this 2019-nucleotide messenger RNA. RefSeq lists its product as uncharacterized. NCBI's taxonomy places the organism in Eukaryota, Fungi, Ascomycota, Pichiomycetes, Pichiales, Pichiaceae. The transcript has a single exon. The record is from RefSeq and is a predicted model, not a curated record. The coding region runs from base 1 to 2019 and encodes 672 amino acids. Gene Ontology annotation, cellular component: epsilon DNA polymerase complex. Gene Ontology annotation, molecular function: DNA binding. Gene Ontology annotation, biological process: error-prone translesion synthesis; DNA-templated DNA replication.